CGCUGUCCCGAGCUGGCCGGCGAGCGGGCGGCUGCGGGCGGCGCGGAGCGAGCGAGCGAGAGAGCGGCGCGGGCCGGGCCAUGGGGUGGCGGGCGGCGGGCGCGCUGCUGCUGGCGCUGCUGCUGCACGGGCGGCUGCUGGCGGUGACCCAUGGGCUGAGGGCAUAUGAUGGCUUGUCUCUGCCUGAGGACAUAGAGACCGUCACAGCAAGCCAAAUGCGCUGGACACAUUCGUACCUUUCUGAUGAUGAGGACAUGCUGGCUGACAGCAUCUCAGGAGACGACCUGGGCAGUGGGGACCUGGGCAGCGGGGACUUCCAGAUGGUUUAUUUCCGAGCCCUGGUGAAUUUCACUCGCUCCAUCGAGUACAGCCCUCAGCUGGAGGAUGCAGGCUCCAGAGAGUUCCGAGAGGUGUCCGAGGCUGUGGUAGACACGCUGGAGUCGGAGUACUUGAAAAUUCCCGGAGACCAGGUUGUCAGUGUGGUGUUCAUCAAGGAGCUGGAUGGCUGGGUUUUUGUGGAGCUGGAUGUGGGCUCAGAAGGGAAUGUGGAUGGGGCUCAGAUUCAGGAGGUGCUGCUCAGGGUCAUCUCCAGCGGCUCUAUGGCCUCCUACAUCACCUCUCCCCAGGGAUUCCAGUUCCGACGCCUGGGCACAGCACAGACCCCCCCACCCCCGCCGGCCGCUGUGGCGGUCGCAGUGACACCAGUGCCCCAGUUCCCAAGAGCCUGCACGGAGGCUGAGUUUGCCUGCCACAGCUACAAUGAGUGUGUGGCCCUGGAGUAUCGCUGUGACCGGCGGCCCGACUGCAGGGACAUGUCUGAUGAGCUCAAUUGUGAGGAGCCAGUCCUGGGUAUCAGCCCCACAUUCUCUCUCCUCAUGGAGACGACACCUUUACCGCCCCGGCCAGAGACAACCAUCAUGCGACAGCCACCAGUCACCCACGCUCCUCAGCCCCUGCUUCCCGGUUCCGUCCGGCCCCUACCCUGUGGGCCCCAGGAGGCCGCAUGCCGCAGUGGGCACUGCAUCCCCAGAGACUACCUCUGCGACGGACAGGAGGACUGCGAGGAUGGCAGCGAUGAGCUAGACUGUGGCCCCCCGCCACCCUGUGAGCCCAACGAGUUCCCCUGCGGGAAUGGACAUUGUGCCCUCAAGCUGUGGCGCUGCGAUGGUGACUUUGACUGUGAGGACCGAACUGAUGAAGCCAACUGCCCCACCAAGCGUCCUGAGGAAGUGUGCGGGCCCACACAGUUCCGAUGCGUCUCUACCAACAUGUGCAUCCCAGCCAGCUUCCACUGUGACGAGGAGAGUGACUGUCCUGACCGGAGCGACGAGUUUGGCUGCAUGCCCCCCCAGGUGGUGACACCUCCCCGGGAGUCCAUCCAGGCUUCCCGGGGCCAGACAGUGACCUUCACCUGCGUGGCCAUUGGCGUCCCCACCCCCAUCAUCAAUUGGAGGCUCAACUGGGGCCACAUCCCCUCUCAUCCCAGGGUGACAGUGACCAGCGAGGGUGGCCGUGGCACACUGAUCAUCCGUGAUGUGAAGGAGUCAGACCAGGGUGCCUACACCUGUGAGGCUAUGAACGCCCGGGGCAUGGUGUUUGGCAUUCCUGACGGUGUCCUUGAGCUCGUCCCACAACGAGCAGGCCCCUGCCCUGACGGCCACUUCUACCUGGAGCACAGCGCCGCCUGCCUGCCCUGCUUCUGCUUUGGCAUCACCAGCGUGUGCCAGAGCACCCGCCGCUUCCGGGACCAGAUCAGGCUGCGCUUUGACCAACCCGAUGACUUCAAGGGCGUGAAUGUGACAAUGCCUGCACAGCCCGGCACGCCACCCCUCUCCUCCACGCAGCUGCAGAUCGACCCAUCCCUGCACGAGUUCCAGCUAGUCGACCUGUCCCGCCGCUUCCUCGUCCACGACUCCUUCUGGGCUCUGCCUGAACAGUUCCUGGGCAACAAGGUGGACUCCUAUGGCGGCUCCCUGCGUUACAACGUGCGCUACGAGUUGGCCCGUGGCAUGCUGGAGCCAGUGCAGCGGCCGGACGUGGUCCUCGUGGGUGCCGGGUACCGCCUCCUCUCCCGAGGCCACACACCCACCCAACCUGGUGCUCUGAACCAGCGCCAGGUCCAGUUCUCUGAGGAGCACUGGGUCCAUGAGUCUGGCCGGCCGGUGCAGCGCACAGAGCUGCUGCAGGUGCUGCAGAGCCUGGAGGCCGUGCUCAUCCAGACCGUGUACAACACCAAGAUGGCCAGCGUGGGACUUAGCGACAUCGCCAUGGAUACCACCGUCACCCAUGCCACCAGCCAUGGCCGUGCCCACAGUGUGGAGGAGUGCAGAUGCCCCAUUGGCUAUUCUGGCUUGUCCUGCGAGAGCUGUGAUGCCCACUUCACUCGGGUGCCUGGUGGGCCCUACCUGGGCACCUGCUCUGGUUGCAAUUGCAAUGGCCAUGCCAGCUCCUGUGACCCUGUGUAUGGCCACUGCCUGAAUUGCCAGCACAACACAGAGGGGCCACAGUGCAACAAGUGCAAGGCUGGCUUCUUUGGGGACGCCAUGAAGGCCACGGCCACUGCCUGCCGGCCCUGCCCUUGCCCAUACAUCGAUGCCUCCCGCAGAUUCUCAGACACUUGCUUCCUGGACACGGAUGGCCAAGCCACAUGUGACGCCUGCGCCCCAGGCUACACUGGCCGCCGCUGUGAGAGCUGUGCCCCCGGAUACGAGGGCAACCCCAUCCAGCCCGGCGGGAAGUGCAGGCCCGUCAACCAGGAGAUUGUGCGCUGUGACGAGCGUGGCAGCAUGGGGACCUCCGGGGAGGCCUGCCGCUGUAAGAACAAUGUGGUGGGGCGCUUGUGCAAUGAAUGUGCUGACGGCUCUUUCCACCUGAGUACCCGAAACCCCGAUGGCUGCCUCAAGUGCUUCUGCAUGGGUGUCAGUCGCCACUGCACCAGCUCUUCAUGGAGCCGUGCCCAGGUGCAUGGGGCCUCUGAGGAGCCUGGUCACUUCAGCCUGACCAACGCCGCAAGCACCCACACCACCACCGAGGGCAUCUUCUCCCCCACGCCCGGGGAACUGGGAUUCUCCUCCUUCCACAGACUCUUAUCUGGACCCUACUUCUGGAGCCUCCCUUCACGCUUCCUGGGGGACAAGGUGACCUCCUAUGGAGGAGAGCUGCGCUUCACAGUGACCCAGCGGUCCCAGCCGGGCUCCACACCCCUGCACGGGCAGCCGUUGGUGGUGCUGCAAGGUAACAACAUCAUCCUAGAGCACCAUGUGGCCCAGGAGCCCAGCCCCGGCCAGCCCAGCACCUUCACUGUGCCUUUCCGGGAGCAAGCAUGGCAGCGGCCCGAUGGGCAGCCAGCCACACGGGAGCACCUGCUGAUGGCACUGGCAGGCAUCGACACCCUCCUGAUCCGAGCAUCCUACGCCCAGCAGCCCACUGAGAGCAGGGUCUCUGGCAUCAGCAUGGACGUGGCUGUGCCCGAGGAAACCGGCCAGGACCCUGCGCUGGAAGUGGAACAGUGCUCCUGCCCACCCGGGUACCGUGGGCCGUCCUGCCAGGACUGUGACACAGGCUACACACGCACGCCCAGUGGCCUCUACCUGGGUACCUGCGAACGCUGCAGCUGCCAUGGCCACUCAGAGGCCUGCGAGCCCGAAACAGGUGCCUGCCAGGGCUGCCAGCAUCACACGGAGGGCCCUCAGUGUGAGCGGUGCCAGCCAGGAUACUACGGGGACGCCCAGCGGGGGACACCACAGGACUGCCAGCUGUGCCCCUGCUACGGAGACCCUGCUGCCGGCCAGGCUGCCCACACUUGUUUUCUGGACACAGACGGCCACCCCACCUGUGAUGCGUGCUCCCCAGGCCACAGUGGGCGUCACUGUGAGAGGUGUGCCCCUGGCUACUAUGGCAACCCCAGCCAGGGCCAGCCAUGCCAGAGAGACAGCCAGGUGCCAGGGCCCAUAGGCUGCAACUGUGACCCCCAAGGCAGCGUCAGCAGCCGGUGUGAUGCUGCUGGUCAGUGCCAGUGCAAGGCCCAGGUGGAAGGCCUCACUUGCAGCCACUGCCGGCCCCACCACUUCCACCUGAGUGCCAGCAACCCAGACGGCUGCCUGCCCUGCUUCUGUAUGGGCAUCACCCAGCAGUGCACCAGCUCCGCCUACACACGCCACCUGAUCUCCACCCACUUUGCCCCUGGGGACUUCCAAGGCUUUGCCCUGGUGAACCCACAGCGGAACAGCCGCCUGACAGGAGAAUUCACUGUGGAACCCGUGCCCGAGGGUGCCCAGCUCUCUUUCGGCAACUUUGCCCAACUCGGCCACGAGUCCUUCUACUGGCAGCUGCCGGAGACAUACCAGGGAGACAAGGUGGACGAGGCUCAGAGACGGAUGGAUGCUGAGAUCUGGCGGCUCCUGUCCAGCUUUGCUGCCCAACCCCAACCCCCUCCCCAGGGGCUCUCUCCUCAUCCCCAGCCUGCAGCUGCUCUGCGAGCAGCACCUCCUCCUUCUUCUGCCUCCUCCUCCUCCUCUUCCUCAGCUUCUCUGUCUUUCUCACCAGGCUCUCAGUUCUCUCUCUCCUACGAAGGCUUCUCUCUGCUUCCUGGAAGCCUCUAUUACUGGCAGCUGCCCCGGGCCUUCCUGGGGGACAAGGUGGCGGCCUAUGGUGGGAAGUUGCGAUACACCCUCUCCUACACAGCAGGCCCACAGGGCAGCCCGCUCUCUGACCCCGAUGUGCAGAUCACGGGCAACAACAUCAUGCUAGUAGCCUCCCAGCCAGCACUGCAGGGCCCCGAGAGGAGGAGCUACGAGAUCGUGUUCCGAGAGGAAUUCUGGCGCCGGCCCGAUGGGCAGCCGGCCACACGCGAGCACCUCCUGAUGGCACUGGCCGACCUGGAUGAGCUCCUGAUCCGGGCCACGUUCUCCUCCGUGCCGCUGGCGGCCAGCAUCAGCGCAGUCAGCCUGGAGGUCGCCCAGCCGGGGCCCUCAAACGGACCCCGCGCCCUCGAGGUGGAGGAGUGCCGCUGCCCGCCAGGCUACAUCGGUCUUUCCUGCCAGGACUGUGCCCCCGGCUACACGCGCACCGGGAGUGGGCUCUACCUCGGCCACUGCGAGCUAUGUGAAUGCAAUGGCCACUCAGACCUGUGCCACCCAGAGACUGGGGCCUGCUCGCAAUGCCAGCACAAUGCCGCAGGGGAGUUCUGCGAGCUUUGUGCCCCUGGCUACUACGGAGAUGCCACAGCCGGGACGCCUGAGGACUGCCAGCCGUGUGCCUGCCCACUGACCAACCCAGAGAACAUGUUUUCCCGCACCUGUGAGAGCCUGGGAGCCGGCGGGUACCGCUGCACGGCCUGCGAACCCGGCUACACUGGCCAGUACUGUGAGCAGUGUGGCCCAGGUUACGUGGGUAACCCCAGUGUGCAAGGGGGCCGGUGCCUGCCAGAGACAAACCAAGCCCCACUGGUGGUCGAGGUCCAUCCUGCUCGAAGCAUAGUGCCCCAAGGUGGCUCCCACUCCCUGCGGUGCCAGGUCAGUGGGAGCCCACCCCACUACUUCUAUUGGUCCCGUGAGGAUGGGCGGCCUGUGCCCAGCGGCACCCAGCAGCGACAUCAAGGCUCCGAGCUCCACUUCCCCAGCGUCCAGCCCUCGGAUGCUGGGGUCUACAUUUGCACCUGCCGUAAUCUCCACCAAUCCAAUACCAGCCGGGCAGAGCUGCUGGUCACUGAGGCUCCAAGCAAGCCCAUCACAGUGACAGUGGAGGAGCAGCGGAGCCAGAGCGUGCGCCCCGGAGCUGACGUCACCUUCAUCUGCACAGCCAAAAGCAAGUCCCCAGCCUAUACCCUGGUGUGGACCCGCCUGCACAACGGGAAACUGCCCACCCGAGCCAUGGAUUUCAAUGGCAUCCUGACCAUUCGCAACGUCCAGCUGAGUGAUGCAGGCACCUACGUGUGCACCGGCUCCAACAUGUUUGCCAUGGACCAGGGCACAGCCACUCUACAUGUGCAGGCCUCGGGCACCUUGUCCGCCCCCGUGGUCUCCAUCCAUCCGCCACAGCUCACAGUGCAGCCUGGGCAACUGGCGGAGUUCCGCUGCAGCGCCACAGGGAGCCCCACGCCCACCCUCGAGUGGACAGGGGGCCCCGGCGGCCAGCUCCCUGCAAAGGCACAAAUCCACGGCGGCAUCCUGCGCCUGCCAGCGGUCGAGCCCACGGAUCAGGCCCAGUACUUGUGCCGAGCCCACAGCAGCGCUGGGCAGCAGGUGGCCAGGGCUGUGCUCCACGUGCAUGGGGGCGGUGGGCCCAGAGUCCAAGUGAGCCCAGAGAGGACCCAGGUCCACGAAGGCCGCACUGUCAGGCUGUACUGCAGGGCUGCAGGCGUGCCUAGCGCCACCAUCACCUGGAGGAAGGAAGGGGGCAGCCUCCCACCACAGGCCCGGUCAGAGCGCACAGACAUCGCGACACUGCUCAUCCCAGCCAUCACGACUGCUGACGCCGGCUUUUACCUCUGCGUGGCCACCAGCCCUGCAGGCACUGCCCAGGCCCGGAUCCAAGUGGUUGUCCUUUCAGCCUCAGAUGCCAGCCCACCGCCGGUCAAGAUUGAGUCCUCAUCGCCUUCUGUGACAGAAGGGCAAACACUCGACCUCAACUGUGUGGUGGCAGGGUCAGCCCAUGCCCAGGUCACCUGGUACAGGCGAGGGGGUAGCCUGCCUCCCCACACCCAGGUGCACGGCUCCCGUCUGCGGCUCCCCCAGGUCUCACCAGCUGAUUCUGGAGAAUAUGUGUGCCGUGUGGAGAAUGGAUUGGGCCCCAAGGAAGCCUCCAUUACUGUGUCUGUCCUCCACGGCACCCAUUCUGGCCCCAGCUACACCCCAGUGCCCGGCAGCACCCAGCCCAUCCGCAUCGAGCCCUCCUCCUCACACGUGGCUGAAGGGCAGACCCUGGAUCUGAACUGCGUGGUGCCUGGGCAGGCCCACGCCCAGGUCACGUGGCACAAGCGUGGGGGCAGCCUCCCUGCCCGGCACCAGACCCACGGCUCGCUGCUGCGGCUGCACCAGGUGACCCCGGCCGACUCAGGCGAGUAUGUGUGCCGUGUGGUGGGCACCUCCGGCCCCCUAGAGGCCUCAGUCCUGGUCACCAUCGAAGCCUCUGUCAUCCCUGGACCCGUCCCACCUGUCAGGAUCGAGUCUUCAUCCUCCACAGUGGCCGAGGGGCAGACCCUGGAUCUGAGCUGUGUGGUGGCAGGGCAGGCCCAUGCCCAGGUCACAUGGUACAAGCGUGGGGGCAGCCUCCCUGCCCGUCACCAGGUUCGUGGCUCCCGCCUGUACAUCUUCCAGGCCUCACCUGCCGAUGCGGGACAGUACGUCUGCCGGGCCAGCAACGGCAUGGAGGCCUCCAUCACGGUCACAGUAACUGGGACCCAGGGGGCCAACUUAGCCUACCCUGCCGGCAGCACUCAGCCCAUCCGCAUUGAGCCCUCCUCCUCACAAGUGGCCGAAGGGCAGACCCUGGAUCUGAACUGCGUGGUGCCCGGGCAGUCCCAUGCCCAGGUCACAUGGCACAAGCGUGGGGGCAGCCUCCCUGUCCGGCACCAGACCCACGGCUCCCUGCUGAGACUCUACCAAGUGUCCCCUGCCGACUCAGGCGAGUACGUGUGCCGAGUGUUGGGCAGCUCCGUGCCUCUAGAGGCCUCUGUCCUGGUGACCAUUGAGCCUGCGGGCUCAGUGCCUGCACUUGGGGUCACCCCCACAGUCCGGAUUGAGUCAUCAUCUUCGCAUGUGGCUGAAGGGCAGACCCUGGAUCUGAACUGCCUCGUUGCUGGUCAGGCCCAUGCCCAGGUUACAUGGCACAAGCGUGGGGGCAGCCUCCCGGCCUGGCACCAGGUGCAUGGCUCGAGGCUACGCCUGCUCCAGGUGACCCCAGCUGAUUCAGGGGAGUACGUGUGCCGUGUGGUCGGCAGCUCAGGUACCCAGGAAGCCUCAGUCCUUGUCACCAUCCAGCAGCGCCUUAGUGGCUCCCACUCCCAGGGUGUGGCGUACCCCGUCCGCAUUGAGUCCUCCUCAGCCUCCCUGGCCAAUGGACACACCCUGGACCUCAACUGCCUGGUUGCCAGCCAGGCUCCCCACACCAUCACCUGGUAUAAGCGUGGAGGCAGCUUACCCAGCCGGCACCAGAUCGUGGGCUCCCGGCUGCGGAUCCCUCAGGUGACUCCGGCAGACUCGGGCGAGUACGUGUGUCACGUCAGUAACGGUGCAGGCUCCCGGGAGACCUCGCUCAUCGUCACCAUCCAGGGCAGCGGUUCCUCCCACGUGCCCAGCGUCUCCCCACCAAUCAGGAUCGAGUCCUCUUCCCCCGUGGUGGUGGAAGGGCAGACCUUGGAUCUGAACUGCGUGGUCGCCAGGCAGCCCCAGGCUAUCAUCACAUGGUACAAGCGUGGGGGCAGCCUUCCCUCCCGACACCAGACCCAUGGCUCCCACCUGCGGUUGCACCAAAUGUCUGUGGCUGACUCGGGCGAGUAUGUGUGUCGGGCCAACAACAACAUCGAUGCCCUGGAGGCCUCCAUCGUCAUCUCUGUCUCCCCUGGCGCCGGCAGCCCCUCUGCCCCUGGCAGUUCCAUGCCCAUCAGAAUUGAGUCAUCAUCCUCACACGUGGCUGAAGGGCAGACCCUGGAUCUGAACUGCGUGGUCCCCGGGCAGGCCCAUGCCCAGGUCACUUGGCACAAGCGUGGGGGCAGCCUCCCCAGUCACCAUCAGACCCACGGCUCACGGCUGCGGCUGCACCAGGUGUCCCCGGCCGACUCGGGUGAAUACAUGUGCCGGGUGAUGGGCAGCUCUGGCCCCCUGGAGGCCUCAGUCCUGGUCACCAUCGAAGCCUCUGGCUCAAGUGCUGUCCACGUCCCCGCCCCAGGUGGAGCCCCACCCAUUCGCAUCGAGACCUCCUCCUCCCGAGUGGCCGAAGGGCAGACCCUGGAUCUGAAGUGCGUGGUGCCCGGGCAGGCCCACGCCCAGGUUACAUGGCACAAGCGUGGAGGAAACCUCCCUGCCCGGCACCAGGUCCACGGCCCACUGCUGAGGCUGAACCAGGUGUCCCCGACUGACUCUGGCGAGUACUCGUGCCAAGUGACCGGAAGCUCAGGCACCCUGGAGGCAUCUGUCCUGGUCACAAUUGAGCCCUCCAGCCCAGGACCCAUUCCUGCUCCAGGACUGGCCCAGCCCAUCUACAUCGAGGCCUCCUCUUCACACGUGACUGAAGGGCAGACUCUGGAUCUGAACUGUGUGGUGCCCGGGCAGGCCCAUGCCCAGGUCACGUGGUACAAGCGCGGGGGCAGCCUCCCCGCCCGGCACCAGACCCAUGGCUCCCAGCUGCGGCUCCACCACGUCUCCCCUGCCGACUCAGGCGAGUAUGUGUGUCGUGCAGCCGGCGGCCCAGGCCCUGAGCAAGAAGCCUCCUUCACAGUCACCGUCCCGCCCAGUGAGGGGUCUUCCUACCGCCUUAGGAGCCCGGUCAUCUCCAUCGACCCGCCCAGCAGCACCGUGCAGCAGGGCCAAGAUGCCAGCUUCAAGUGCCUCAUCCAUGAUGGGGCAGCCCCCAUCAGCCUCGAGUGGAAGACCCGGAACCAGGAGCUGGAGGACAACGUCCACAUCAGUCCCAAUGGCUCCAUCAUCACCAUCGUGGGCACCCGGCCCAGCAACCACGGUACCUACCGCUGCGUGGCCUCCAAUGCCUACGGCGUGGCCCAGAGUGUGGUGAACCUCAGUGUGCACGGGCCCCCUACAGUGUCCGUGCUCCCCGAGGGCCCCGUGUGGGUGAAAGUGGGAAAGGCUGUCACCCUGGAGUGUGUCAGUGCCGGGGAGCCCCGCUCCUCUGCUCGUUGGACCCGGAUCAGCAGCACCCCUGCCAAGUUGGAGCAGCGGACAUAUGGGCUCAUGGACAGCCACGCGGUGCUGCAGAUUUCGUCAGCUAAACCAUCAGAUGCGGGCACUUAUGUGUGCCUUGCUCAGAAUGCACUAGGCACAGCACAGAAGCAGGUGGAGGUGAUCGUGGACACGGGCGCCAUGGCCCCAGGGGCCCCUCAGGUCCAAGCUGAAGAAGCUGAGCUGACUGUGGAGGCUGGACACACGGCCACCUUGCGCUGCUCAGCCACAGGCAGCCCCGCGCCCACCAUCCACUGGUCCAAGCUGCGUUCCCCACUGCCCUGGCAGCACCGGCUGGAAGGUGACACACUCAUCAUACCCCGGGUAGCCCAGCAGGACUCGGGCCAGUACAUCUGCAAUGCCACUAGCCCUGCCGGGCACGCUGAGGCCACCAUCAUCCUGCACGUGGAGAGCCCACCAUAUGCCACCACGGUCCCAGAGCACGCUUCGGUGCAGGCAGGGGAGACGGUGCAGCUCCAGUGCCUGGCUCACGGGACACCCCCACUCACCUUCCAGUGGAGCCGCGUGGGCAGCAGCCUUCCUGGGAGGGCGACCGCCAGGAAUGAGCUGCUGCACUUUGAGCGUGCAGCCCCCGAGGACUCAGGCCGCUACCGCUGCCGGGUCACCAACAAGGUGGGCUCAGCCGAGGCCUUUGCCCAGCUGCUCGUCCAAGGCCCUCCCGGCUCUCUCCCUGCCACCUCCAUCCCAGCAGGGUCCACGCCCACGGUGCAGGUCACGCCUCAGCUAGAGACCAAGAGCAUUGGGGCCAGCGUUGAGUUCCACUGUGCUGUGCCCGGCGACCGGGGUACCCAGCUCCGUUGGUUCAAGGAAGGGGGUCAGCUGCCUCCGGGUCACAGCGUGCAGGAUGGGGUGCUCCGAAUCCAGAACUUGGACCAGAGCUGCCAAGGGACGUAUAUAUGCCAGGCCCAUGGACCUUGGGGGAAGGCCCAGGCCAGUGCCCAGCUGGUUGUCCAAGCCCUGCCCUCGGUGCUCAUCAACAUCCGGACCUCUGUGCAGACCGUGGUGGUUGGCCACGCCGUGGAGUUCGAAUGCCUGGCACUGGGUGACCCCAAGCCUCAGGUGACAUGGAGCAAAGUUGGGGGGCACCUGCGGCCAGGCAUUGUGCAGAGCGGAGGUGUUGUCAGGAUCGCCCACGUAGAGCUGGCUGAUGCGGGACAGUAUCGCUGCACUGCCACCAACGCAGCUGGCACCACACAAUCCCACGUCCUGCUGCUUGUGCAAGCCUUGCCCCAGAUCUCAAUGCCCCAAGAAGUCCGUGUGCCUGCUGGUUCUGCAGCUGUCUUCCCCUGCAUAGCCUCAGGCUACCCCACUCCUGACAUCAGCUGGAGCAAGCUGGAUGGCAGCCUGCCACCUGACAGCCGCCUGGAGAACAACAUGCUGAUGCUGCCCUCAGUCCGACCCCAGGACGCAGGUACCUACGUCUGCACCGCCACUAACCGCCAGGGCAAGGUCAAAGCCUUUGCCCACCUGCAGGUGCCAGAGCGGGUGGUGCCCUACUUCACGCAGACCCCCUACUCCUUCCUACCGCUGCCCACCAUCAAGGAUGCCUACAGGAAGUUUGAGAUCAAGAUCACCUUCCGGCCCGACUCAGCCGAUGGGAUGCUGCUGUACAACGGGCAGAAGCGAGUCCCAGGGAGCCCCACCAACCUGGCCAACCGGCAGCCCGACUUCAUCUCCUUCGGCCUCGUGGGGGGAAGGCCCGAGUUCCGGUUCGAUGCAGGCUCAGGCAUGGCCACCAUCCGCCACCCCACACCACUGGCCCUGGGCCAUUUCCACACCGUGACCCUGCUGCGCAGCCUCACCCAGGGCUCCCUGAUUGUGGGUGACCUGGCCCCGGUCAACGGGACCUCCCAGGGCAAGUUCCAGGGCCUGGACCUGAACGAGGAACUCUACCUGGGUGGCUACCCUGACUAUGGUGCCAUCCCCAAGGCGGGGCUGAGCGGCGGCUUCAUAGGCUGUGUCCGGGAGCUGCGCAUCCAGGGCGAGGAGAUCGUCUUCCAUGACCUCAACCUCACGGCGCACGGCAUCUCCCACUGCCCCACCUGUCGGGACCGGCCCUGCCAGAAUGGGGGUCAGUGCCAUGACUCCGAGAGCAGCAGCUACGUGUGCGUCUGCCCAGCUGGCUUCACCGGGAGCCGCUGUGAGCACUCGCAGGCCCUGCACUGCCAUCCAGAGGCCUGUGGGCCCGACGCCACCUGUGUGAACCGGCCUGACGGUCGAGGCUACACCUGCCGCUGCCACCUGGGCCGCUCGGGGUUGCGGUGUGAGGAAGGUGUGACAGUGACCACCCCCUCGCUGUCGGGUGCUGGCUCCUACCUGGCACUGCCCGCCCUCACCAACACACACCACGAGCUACGCCUGGACGUGGAGUUCAAGCCACUCGCCCCUGACGGGGUCCUGCUGUUCAGCGGGGGGAAGAGUGGGCCUGUGGAGGACUUCGUGUCCCUGGCGAUGGUGGGCGGCCACCUGGAGUUCCGCUACGAGUUGGGGUCAGGGCUGGCCGUUCUGCGGAGCGCCGAGCCGCUGGCCCUGGGCCGCUGGCACCGUGUGUCUGCAGAGCGUCUCAACAAGGACGGCAGCCUGCGGGUGAAUGGUGGACGCCCUGUGCUGCGCUCCUCGCCCGGCAAGAGCCAGGGCCUCAACCUGCACACCCUGCUCUACCUGGGGGGUGUGGAGCCUUCCGUGCCACUGUCCCCAGCCACCAACACGAGCGCUCACUUCCGCGGCUGUGUGGGUGAGGUGUCAGUGAAUGGCAAACGGCUGGACCUCACCUACAGUUUCCUAGGCAGCCAGGGCAUCGGGCAAUGCUAUGACAGCUCCCCAUGUGAGCGCCAGCCUUGCCAACAUGGUGCCACGUGCAUGCCCGCUGGCGAGUAUGAGUUCCAGUGCCUGUGUCGAGAUGGAUUCAAAGGAGACCUGUGUGAGCACGAGGAGAACCCCUGCCAGCUCCGUGAACCCUGUCUGCAUGGGGGCACCUGCCAGGGCACCCGCUGCCUCUGCCUCCCUGGCUUCUCUGGCCCACGCUGCCAACAAGGCUCUGGACAUGGCAUAGCAGAGUCCGACUGGCAUCUUGAAGGCAGCGGGGGCAAUGAUGCCCCUGGGCAGUACGGAGCCUAUUUCCAUGAUGAUGGCUUCCUCGCCUUCCCUGGCCGUGUCUUCUCCAGGAGCCUGCCCGAGGUGCCCGAGACCAUCGAGCUGGAGGUUCGGACCAGCACAGCCAAUGGCCUCCUGCUCUGGCAGGGUGUGGCUGGGGACCCCAGAGACCCUGUGCUUCCCUGGCAGGAGGUGGGAGAGGCCGGCCGAGGCAAGGACUUCAUCAGCCUCGGGCUUCAAGACGGGCACCUUGUCUUCAGGUACCAGCUGGGUAGUGGGGAGGCCCGCCUGGUCUCUGAGGACCCCAUCAAUGACGGCGAGUGGCACCGGGUGACCGCGCUGCGGGAGGGCCGCAGAGGUUCCAUCCAAGUCGACGGUGAGGAGCUGGUCAGCGGCCGGUCCCCAGGUCCCAACGUGGCAGUCAAUGCCAAGGGCAGCGUCUACAUCGGCGGAGCCCCUGACGUGGCCACGCUGACCGGGGGCAGAUUCUCCUCGGGCAUCACAGGCUGUGUCAAGAACCUGGUGCUGCACUCGGCCCGACCCGGCGCCCCGCCCCCACAGCCCCUGGACCUGCAGCACCGCGCCCAGGCUGGGGCCAACACACGCCCCUGCCCCUCGUAGGCACCUGCCUGCCCCACACGGACUCCCGGGCCACGCCCCAGCCCGACAAUGUCGAGUAUAUUAUUAUUAAUAUUAUUAUGAAUUUUUGUAAGAAACCGAGGCGAUGCCACGCUUUGCUGCUACCGCCCUGGGCUGGACUGGAGGUGGGCAUGCCACCCCCACACACACAGCUGGGCAAAGCCACAAGGCUGGCCGGCAAGGCAGGUUGGAUGGGAGUGGGCGCCUCAGAAAGUCACCAGGACUUGGGGUCAGGAACGGUGGCUGGGUGGGCCCAGAACUGCCCCCACUGUCCCCCUACCCACCGAUGGAGCCCCCAGAUAGAGCUGGGUGGCCUGUUUCUGCAGCCCUUGGGCAGUUCUCACUCCUAGGAGAGCCAACCUCGGCUUGUGGGCUGGUGCCCCACAGCUACCUGAGACGGGCAUCGCAGGAGUCUCUGCCACCCACUCAGGAUUGGGAAUUGUCUUUAGUGCCGGCUGUGGAGCAAAAGGCAGCUCACCCUGGGCAGGCGGUCCCCAUCACCACCAGCUCAUUUUUCAGCACCCCCACCCACCUCCACCCAGUCCCUGGCACCUCCUCUGGCAGCCUCCCCCUCCUACCACGUCCUCCUGGCCUGCAUUCCCACCCCCUCCUGCCAGCACACAGCCUGGGGUCCCUCCCUCAGGGGCUGUAAGGGAAGGCCCACCCCAACUCUUACCAGGAGCUGCUACAGGCAGAGCCCAGCACUGAUAGGGCCCCGCCCACCCCAGGCCACAUCCCCACCCAUCUGGAAGUGAAGGCCCAGGGACUCCUCCAACGGACAACGGACGGAUGCCGCUGGUGCUCAGGAAGAGCUAGUGCCUUAGGUGGGGGAGGCAGGACUCACGACUGAGAGAGAGAGGAGGGGAUAUGACCACCCUGCCCCUUCUGCGGGAGCCUGAAGAUCCAGCUCAAGUGCCAUCCUGCCAGUGGCCCCCAGACUGUGGGGUUGGGACGCCUGGCCUCUGUGUCCUAGAAGGGACCCUCCUGUGGUCUUUGUCUUGAUUUUUCUUAAUAAACGGUGCUAUCCCCGCCA
Molecule: messenger RNA, 14679 nt
Organism: Gorilla gorilla gorilla (western lowland gorilla)
Lineage: Eukaryota; Metazoa; Chordata; Mammalia; Primates; Hominidae
Gene: HSPG2
Product: heparan sulfate proteoglycan 2
Exons: 100
Coding region: 81-13628 (4515 amino acids)
Biological process (GO): homophilic cell-cell adhesion; synapse organization
Cellular component (GO): plasma membrane; axon; neuronal cell body
Molecular function (GO): protein binding; axon guidance receptor activity; calcium ion binding
Source: RefSeq, a predicted model, not a curated record